UCCAAAGUGGAAGAAGAGGGUUGAGAAAAUACUAGUCUAGGAUACGCUGCUCUAUCGUUUUAAACCUUUAGCUUUCAAACCUUUUUGAGGGGUGGCAAAGGAGCAGAGAUUGAAGCCAGAUAGAAGAGAAGCCAAGUGAGGGUUUCUUCCUCUUCUUAUUCUCUGCUAACCAUGGAGAACAUGGAAGCGAUCAUCCUCGUGAUCCUGGCUACCCACAGCUUGGUCCGGCUUCACUUGCACCGGGGGGGUGUCGCAGCCCGGGCCCGGAGGACCAUUCGUCGGGUGAUGGCCCAUCACAUCUCGCUCCUCCACCAGCUCCUGCCAGAUAUCUGCCCUGAGAGCGAGACCCGGCUGAUUGCUGAGGAGCUGGAUGCUGGGCCGCACCGCUUCUGGUCCCGCCAGAUCACCCAGGACUGGUGGGAGCGGGUGGUGCUGGAGACCUGGGACCCCGACCAGUGGCUGCAGAACUUCCGCAUGACCAAGGACACCUUCCUGGAGCUCUGUGAGGCACUUCGGCCAGAGCUGCACCGCCAGACCACCACCAUGAGGGCCCCGCUGAGCGUGGAGAAGCGGACAGGCAUCGCCCUCUGGAAGCUGGCCACCACCGAAUGCUACCGGGCAGUGGCUGACCGCUUUGGAGUCGGGCGCUCCACUGUCGGAGAGGUCUUCAUCGAAGUCUGCCUGGCGAUUGAGAAGCUCCUCUUCAAGAAGUUGGUGGUUCUCAAAGACCCUCAGGAGGUCAUGGCAGGAUUUGCGAAUAUGCGCUUCCCAAACUGCGUGGGGGUUGUGGACCGGACCCAGAUCCCCAUCCUCUGCACCGUGCGGAAGGGGACCAGCGUCAGCCAGAAGGGCUUCUUCCCGAUGUCGUUGCAAGCCCUUGUGGACCACAGGGGCCGUUUCGUCGAUAUCGAACUUAGCUGGUGUGGCAAAGAUGAAAACGCCUCCUUCUUCCGAAACCAGGUGCUGUGCGACGGCAUGGACCAGGGGUCUUUUGUGCCCGGGAAUCCCACCUUGACCAUUGGCAAUGUCGAGAUUCCCCCAUUGAUCUUGGCUGACGCCUCCUAUCCCUUGAAGCGAUGGCUUAUGACUCCCUUCACUGACAACCUCGACCCGUCCAAAAGGCGUUUCAACUCCCGACUGGAGGACUGCAAGAAGAUCGCCGAACUUGCCUUCGGGCGGCUGAAGGGCCGGUGGAAAUGCUUGGCCACACGCUUGGAGGUGUCGGAAGACAAUAUCAUCCCUGUCGUCGUGGGGUGUGUCGUCCUCCACAAUAUAUGCGAAAACCGUGGGCACGAUUUGGUGGAUGCGCUGUGUUCGGAAGACCAGAGUGUGUUUGACCAGGCCCCCGAGGGACUCCUCUCAUUCCCAACAUCGCUUGAAGAUCAGCAGAAUGGGAUGCUAGUGAGAGAUACUCUGGCAAACUACUUUAUGAAUAGUGCCUAACCAAUAUUUCAAGGACUUUGCUACAACAAAGGCACCAUUGUUUCAAAGGCCUUCUUUGGCCAUUCAGCUGAGGAUGGCGAAAUGCUUCCAGGUGAAGAUGUAUUAUCCAUUCUCAAACAAGAGAGGAUGUCUUAAACGAGCUAGAUGUCAAAAGAGAGUGGAGUAGAAAAGAGAGUCUUUUUAUGUUAUUUCCCUUCAAAUAGAUAUUAUAGACCCCCCACUUUUAUGAAGGUUGAUUAUUCACUCUCAAAAAAGAGAAAACAAGAGAGGAUCUCUUAAAGAAGCAAAACACCCAAAAUGAUGCAGCAGUGAUACACUAGGAGGAGAUACACUAGGCCUUUCACUUUUAUGGUGGUUAUGGGUGCAGGAUCCCUGCAAAAGUACAAAAAUGUGAUUUUUUUAAAAAAAAAAACGGGUUUUUUUUCUCCAGAGAGGAGACUUUUCUUUAAGAAUCUCUAGACAAGUGGUUCUUAAUCUGUCGGUGCCCAGUUUUUUUGUCCUACAACUCCCAGAAAUCCCAGCCAAUUUAUCAACUGUUAGGAUUUCUGGGAUUUGAAGGCCAAAACAUCUGGGGAUCCACAGGUUGAGAACCACUGCUCUAGAUUCUCCAGUGCUAUAGUCUGUGGAAUCAUGCUGGAGGACAUAUCAAGCAAUUCUGAGAAUAAUCUCAUCCACAGCAGUUAAAUCCGCAAAUGUGGAGGGGUAGCUGUAAUUUUUAAAACGUGUAAAUAGGACAAUAGUUAGCCCUGUGAAAAAUAUCAAGGGUACAAAACCACUGAAGGUAGUACAACAUAUCUGGACAUCCUAAGUUAUAAGGCCCGGUACAAUCAGGUGACCAUCAUAUAGGCAAUGUGUCACAUUUAUAAGAAUGUAUACAUCUAGAUAUGUACAGCUAGAUAUAUACAGCUAGAUAACUAUUAUAAAAUAGGAGAAGCAUCAACAGUGAUAAAUCUUGAAAUCAGGUUCAAUUAAAAUUUAAAAAUAGCCAAUAAUUAUCCAAAUCCAUUCAUAUAGGGUGGAAAGGGGAGAAGUAUAAUCCAAGAGCUGACAUCAGGAGCUGAUGUGACUACUCCCAUUUCCACAAGUCUUCAUCAAUGAUUUGAUGAGCAUCGGGAGUUGUUUUUGUUUUUCCCCCCAAAAUAUAGACCGCUCUCCAUAUUUGCUGGAGGUUCACAGGACCCUUAUGAAUGUGUAUAACAGCAAAUAAAGGAAUUGCUUUUUGGGUUGCUGUGAGUUUUUCAGGCUGUAUGGCCAUGUUCCAUUAACAUUCUCUCCUGACAUUUUGGCUGUAUUUGUGACUGAUGAAAUGUUAGGAGAGAAUGCUGCUGGAACAUGGCCAUACAGCCUGAAAAACUCACAGCAACCCAGUAAUUUUGGCCAUGAAAACAUUCAACAACACAUUGAAUUGCUUUUUUAAAAAUGUGAGAAAACACCUUUCUAGGAAUUUCUAUAUCUUACAGCACAGUGCUGUGGUCAACUUCUACAAGAAACUGAAUUGCACUGGAAAAUCUAAAUCUCUAGGUCUUCAUGAGUGACUGGGAAACGUUGACCACUUAGUCACUCUGGAGGAUCUAGAGAUUCAUAGAGAGAAUAUUUUCAGUCAAAUGCACAAAUGUGAAGGGGCAACUGUAAUGCUAAUGAUUAAAGAUAAUAGACUAUCCUAUUCAUAUUCAGAUGGACUUGGAUUUUUAUAUGAUUCCUGCUUCUGUAUCUUUAUCACUAUAGAACAGGCAUGGGCAAACUUCAGUCCUCCAGGUGUUUUGGACUUCAACUCCCACAAUUCCUGGCCUCGGGCCCUUUCCUUUCCCCCCUCAGCCGCUUAAGCGGCUGAGGGGGGAAAGGAAAGGGCCCGAGGCCAGGAAUUGUGAGAGUUGAAGUCCAAAACACCUGGAGGGCCGAAAUUUGCCCAUGCCUAAUAUAGAAACUGCUCUUGUUCUAUAAUUAUUAUCUAAGUGCAAAGCAUUACAAGCACCAUGCAUUGUUUUUGCAGAUUUCGUUUGUAUAUGGCCUGUGAUACUUAGCUAUAUCUCAUCUUCCAAUUCUUUCUACUGUUUAGCAUCCCUUGUGCUUUUCACAGUAUCCUUAUUCAAAAGGAUAUUAUUAAUACUUUUGGAUAAUCUCUUUGAAGUGUCUCUCAUCUCUUGUUCUCUGGUUGUAGUUUUCAACUUUGCAGAACCAAUUGUUUCUAGCUUCAAUAUUACUUGUACAGAACCAAGACUCCAUGUCUAUGUAUGAAACCAUGACUAUCACAGCCCGCCACUGUUGCGGUUUGUUUCAUUUUGAUGACUGUUAUAUCCGUUUGUUAUAAAGUGUUAUGGGAUGUUGGGGAGUUACUGUUUGUAAUUUUUUAUAAAUAAAAUGUAAUGAAAAACUUGA
This is a messenger RNA of Anolis carolinensis (green anole), 3819 nucleotides long. RefSeq lists its product as uncharacterized. The record is from RefSeq and is a predicted model, not a curated record. The coding region runs from base 172 to 1443 and encodes 423 amino acids. Lineage: Eukaryota; Metazoa; Chordata; Lepidosauria; Squamata; Anolidae. The transcript is spliced from 3 exons.